GGAUGGAUUGAUCACCUUCUCUUCUCUUGGGAAAAGGGAAGUUUCUCAGAGAAGGAGAGUGUUUCCCCUGCUUCCAAAUUCUCCCCCAACUAUCAUCAUCAUCAUCGAACACGACGACGAUUAUCAAUCUACAAACAUCUCAACUUUUCUCAACAAUCGCUUAGAUUAUCUGUAACGCCAUGACGAGGAUGGAUGGACCUUCUUCCAGUUCAACUUGUUCCAAUGAUGAUGACAAGAACUUGGAAUGGUUGUUUGAAGCUUUUGGAUCAAAGAUAUCCAUCAAUGACAUGGCGUCUGCUUAUUGCCAAGCAGAACAUGAUUUACGUAAAGCUAGCGAAAUAAUUUGUAAUAUGCUGGGAAGUUCUUCCAGCAAUGAUAUACCCAUAUCGACGGAUGAUUUGACCAGUGAAUCAGCUGUUGGUUCAGAUAAUAAUCCUAUGGGGAAGUCUUAUGAGACAAGGAUUCUGUCUCAACCCAAGCCAACAAACUCUGGUAUAUCGGUGGGUACAGUUUCUGGUGCUGAUACUACAAUGUCAGCCACUUCAAUUAAUGAACCUCCAAAGGUUCUUUCUCGAUCUAAGCCAAAAAAUUCUGGCAUAUCAGUGGGUACCAUUUCAGGCAUAAUUGGUGCUGGCUAUGGAAGAUCAAGGCCUUCCACUAAAGAAUAUCGUGAAAUUACCAAACCGGUGAAGUUGAUGUCAACUGAGUUUCCUGUUUCUCAGAUAUGGGUUGAGAAACCACAAUCAGUUAAUGCAACAACAGGAACUAUGAACAAGGAGAUUGAACAAUUCCUUCUUAAGAUGCUUGGGGACGGCUUUAAAUUAGACAUGGGAGUAAUUAAAGAAGUUGUAGGUGGUUGUGGGUAUGACGUCCGAGAGAGUAUGGAGAAACUGAUGGACAUGUCAUCCCCCACUUUGGAUCAGCAAGAUGUCACUCCAAGCAUGGUCAACCAAACUAAAUCUAUUGAUGCACGUCAAGAUCUGGACAUCAAGUGUGAAGAGAAGCUGAAAUUCACCGCUUCAGGAAGUGGCAGGGAAGAUCUUGAAAAAGAAGUUUUGUGCAACCUCUUUACUGUCCCUGAAAGAUCUGAAGUUAAACCAAGAAAAAUCCUUCCAAAAAGAGAACCAAGGACACGACAAUUUGGUCUAGUAACUGGACCUUUAGAAGAGGGAGUAACUGAGUUUAGGACUCCGAUUGUAAAGAAGGAAGGUAACGGGGACGGAAAUGAACAAAAUGAAGAUAACUAUGAGAUCCUAAGGGAAGCUGCAAUGGAGUUCUGGAUUACAAUGAAGAAAUAUUAUAGAGCUGCUGCUGAUGCAUAUGCCAAAGGUAGCUACGAGCUUGCAGAUAAGCUCAUCAAAGAGGGACACUUUUUUAUGGCCAAGGCUCGAGAUGCAAAUGAGACAUCUGCCAAAAUCCUCACUCAAACCAGAGACGAUGGGGAAUCAAUUUCUAUUGACGUAACGGAUUAUGAACCAAGAGACGCAGUACGUCUAUUGAGAACUCAAUUGAAAUCCAUGUCUGGCAUACCAUCCAUACAUUAUCUGAAGGUUAUGGUGGGAACCGAAGUUGAUAUAACAAAACAACAAGCUCGUAAAAGCUUGAUAAGUAAGCUGCUAGAAAAGGAUGCGAUUAGUUGGACUGAAGAACAGGAUGGACAAAUAAUGGCCAUCCGCAUCGAUGUGAUCAAUCCAAAACGUUUGAGUUUUAACAAAAAAUAGUGAGUUGGAAGUAAUUUUGGUGCCCAUCAGGAGUUCUUCACGGAAGCAUCUUUCACCAUAAUCCAAUUUCUAAGCUUAUGGGCAAAUGGUGAAAAGACCUUGUGCUCUUGUGUUUUUGACAUCUAUUUUGGUUAUUGGGUUAUGGACAUGUUGAAUCAUUGUUACAAGGUGUUAUGCUGUUGGGUUGUUUAAC
Messenger RNA from Cynara cardunculus var. scolymus (artichoke), 1914 nucleotides. RefSeq names its product putative nuclear RNA export factor SDE5. The transcript is spliced from 12 exons. The coding region runs from base 180 to 1721 and encodes 513 amino acids. The record is from RefSeq and is a predicted model, not a curated record. Lineage: Eukaryota; Viridiplantae; Streptophyta; Magnoliopsida; Asterales; Asteraceae.